This is a messenger RNA of Fraxinus pennsylvanica, 624 nucleotides long. Lineage: Eukaryota; Viridiplantae; Streptophyta; Magnoliopsida; Lamiales; Oleaceae. The record is from the annotation of a GenBank genome assembly.
AUGAAUUCUAAUAUUUCAUUAUCUUUGCUUUCUCAAUCUGAACAAGAAAAACAUCUCCAAAAACUCGAAAUCUUCAAGAUUCAAGGUAGAGAUAAACGCGGUCACACAAUCCUUAGCAUCAUCGGGAAACACUUCCCAGGGAGGCUUGUGAGUGUUGAGGCCCUCAAGAAGUACCUGGAGAAUGAAGUUUUUCCAAGAUUGGGUGGAAGGCCAUUUGCAAUAGUGUAUGUGCACACUGGGGUUAAUAAAACUGAAAAUUUCCAAGGAAUUUCUGCACUGAAAUCAAUAUAUGAGGCUAUUCCAAUUAAAAUUAGAGAAAAUCUGGAGGCAGUAUAUUUCUUGCACCCUGGGUUGCAGUCCCGGCUCUUCCUCGCUACCUUUGGCCGUCUGAUCUUCACUUCAGGGUUAUAUGGGAAAUUGAAGUACAUAAACAGGUUGGAAUUUCUGUGGGAAAACGUGAGGAGGAAGGAAAUAGAGAUACCGGAAUUUGUAUAUGAGUAUGAUGAACAGUUGGAGUAUCAAUGUCCGACUAUGGAAUACGGGUUGGAGAGUGAUCACCCGAGAGGAAAUGGAGCUACGCUGGACUCUUCAGUAUCAACAUAUUCAAUGAGGUGUAUUGCUUGA